AUGUCCGGCCUUGAUCCACAUGCACCCUCUCAACCAAGCCAACAGGCCGGUCUGAACCAACGCCAAAAUCCAGCUUCGAAGACCUCCCAAGAACAAACCGCGGCACAUGACAAUUCAUCUAUCCAGUCAAAGACCGUCGACCACCGUUCUAACCACGAUGUCCCUUCAGAACACGGUGAAGCGGCGAAACCAGGCGCCUUGGGUUCUGGCGAGCAAGGUCCUCUCACAGAAAAACGAAUUCCCCAGUCCGAUGCGCAAAACUACUCCGAAGGUGACAGCAAUUUAGAAGGCGAGCAAAUGCGGAUGCCAGGCGAAGGCGACGUCGCGAGAGCGGUGCGAACAGGUGGUGGCGGGGGACAUGGUGAGGAAGAGAGUCUGACACAGAACAUGGACAAGAAAGCAGCCGAUCAUGAGCGGGAGUUACACAAACGGGGAGAGCGGACUGGGAAGGAGAUUGAGGAAGAAGAACAGGAAGAUUGGACUGGGAAGAAAGCAGAUAUCGCCAGCGCUCUGGGCCAGGGAAGAGAGGGCCGUGACGAGGCCAGUCGACCGGCUGUGGUUUUGGCUGCGGAGGAGUGA
Fonsecaea erecta is the source of this 579-nucleotide messenger RNA. RefSeq lists its product as hypothetical. The record is from RefSeq and is a predicted model, not a curated record. The transcript has a single exon. The coding region runs from base 1 to 579 and encodes 192 amino acids. NCBI's taxonomy places the organism in Eukaryota, Fungi, Ascomycota, Eurotiomycetes, Chaetothyriales, Herpotrichiellaceae.